This is a messenger RNA of Sitophilus oryzae (rice weevil), 1535 nucleotides long. RefSeq lists its product as uncharacterized. Gene Ontology annotation, biological process: membrane organization. Gene Ontology annotation, cellular component: membrane. NCBI's taxonomy places the organism in Eukaryota, Metazoa, Arthropoda, Insecta, Coleoptera, Curculionidae. Bases 220 to 1242 code for a protein of 340 amino acids. The record is from RefSeq and is a predicted model, not a curated record. The transcript is spliced from 3 exons. Gene Ontology annotation, molecular function: ATPase activator activity.
GUAGUGUCAAAGCUUUUUUAUUUUUUGUCAAAAGGUUAAAGAUAUUUUUGUUUGUAGAUUUCGAAUUCUUUUUGUCAACUUUUUGGCUUUUUUCUCUAGGAAGAUUUAUUAGAGAUAAAAAUAGCAUCUUUGUGUGAGACGAAUUACUUCUUUUCGUGUUAAAGAGUCAUGAUUAUUCAGUGUGAUAGUAAACCGGCGUUAUAAGUUCCAGUAUCAGUAAUGUCUUUGGACCCGGAAGCCACUAGUACUCCUACUAUCGUUCCUCGUAUACAAGGACGUAAAACUAUUAGACCAGAAGAAAGAGAUUCAGAUUCAAUACAGAGUCCUAUAACUCCAGAUAGCGUAAAACAUUUUUAUGAGACCAGAUCAAGAUCUAGAUCUUAUGAAAUAUCGGGUUCCCCAACAAAGGCCAAGAAUUCUAGAAGAAAAGAUGUAAGUCCAAAUCGAUCUGAUUCAUCUGAUUGUGAUGGAACCGAAGAAGAGAUUUAUGAAGAAAAUAAAUUGUUUAAACCACAUACUUAUGCUUUACAUAAGGAAACUGACAAUUAUGUGAAAGAUAGUGAAAAUAACAUGUGGAAAAAAUACACUUUACUUGCUUGUAUAGUUGGAAUUACUGGAUUAAUAAUAUGCUUUGCCAGUGGACAUAAUGUAGAACCUCGAAUCAAAUUGCCAGAUAUAUGUGAUUCUUUACAUAAACUGUUAAAAACCCAAGAUGCUGAUUUUUGUCUUAAUAUUAAUGUAACAUUAGAAGAAAUAGCAAAUUUAAAUCAGCCCAAAACAGUUAUGUUUUUAUAUGAACAUGACUCUGAACCGACACUGAACAAAAUUAUAAACAGCAUUAUUAAGUAUUCUUUAUGCUAUUUAAGUGACUGUUCAAACAGUCCUGUUGUCUUAGAAGGAUUGUCUUUGAAGAAAUCGAAGUAUGAAAAUGAUUAUGGAAAAAUUAUAGCAGAAAAUAGAGAUAGCUUAAGUGAGAGUAAAGUCAUGCUUGUCAGGAACCUAGAAAAAGUAGCUGGUGAAUCAGCUCAAGCAUUUCACAGUUUUUGUGAUGAUUACAAUCCAGUGGUUCAAGGAGCUUUGAUUAUAUUCACAAUGGAAGUAGAUGAAUUGCCUCAUGUUCAACCUCAAAUUUUUGUUAGACAGACCUUGUUAAAAUUGUGGAGUGAUAUUGGUAAAGAUGAUAAAUUUGAUCCACUUAUAACUAGAAUAGGUGGAACAGUUUUACCCAUAAAGUCUGAUUGAUUAUGUACUUAUUUUAUGUUUUAUAUAUAAAAAUAAUAUUGUUUUUUAAAAAUAUUUAAAUUAAAUUAUUAUGCUGUGAAGACUACUCUCUAUUUUCUUUGAAAUUUUUGUAGGACAAUAUUUUUAAUUCAGGUGGUUCAGUUUGAUUGUUUUCUUUAGGAACAAAAGCUUUUUGAUAGUACAGAUCUAGAACAAAUAACAUUUUAGAUAUUUUACUUAGCAAUCUCUAAUUUAAGAAGUUUUGUUUACAAUUUUUUACUCAAUAUUUGGAAUAAAAUAAUGUUUUAAUUCUU